GGUGAUGGACCGCGACCGCAACAAGACGCUGCUGCAGGAGCUGCUGAAGGUCACCGGGAACGGCCGCUGCGCCGACUGUGGGGAGCCGGAUCCAGAGUGGGCUUCUUACAAACUUGGAAUAUUCAUUUGUUUGAUGUGCUCUGGAAUCCAUCGCAAUCUUCCUCAAGUCAGCAGGGUCAAAUCCCUUUGGCUUGACUUCUGGGAGAACGAUCUUAUAGAGUUUAUGAAGAAGCACGGGAAUCUCUGUGCCAAAGCUAAAUAUGAAGCAAAAGUCCCUCCCUAUUAUUACAUCCCCCAGUCCUGUGAUUGCUUGGUUUUAAGAGAACAAUGGAUUAGAGCUAAAUAUGAGCGUGAGGAAUUUGUUGCCACCCGAGUCUGCCAAGAUCCUUGUUCUGCAGGUAGCCAUGAAGGAUUCCUCUGGAAGCGUGGACGGGAAAGCAAGCAGUUCAAGCAGAGGCGGUUUCUCCUGUCAGCAAGGGAAGGGGUGAUGAAGUACUACACUAAAGAAUCCAAAGGUCCAAAAGCCGUUAUCAGCAUUGAGAAACUGAAUGUGAUGUUCCAGGCAGAGAAAAUCCAUCAUGCUCACGGGCUGCAAAUCACAUACAAGACAGAUGGUCAAACAAGGAACCUUUUUGUCUAUCAUGAAAGCGGAAAGGAGAUUGUUGACUGGUUCAAUGCCAUUCGGGCUGCACGUUACCAUUAUCUCAGAACUACCUUCCCAGCUCUCUCAGAGCACGAGAUCAUACCCCGGAUCACAAGAAACUAUAUCAAAGAAGGAUAUAUGGAGAAAACAGGACCAAAGCAGAAGGAGACCUUUAAGAUGCGCUGGUUCAGCCUAGACUCUGAAGAGAGGAACCUGCUGUACUUUAAAAACCCACUGGAUGCAUUUCCACAAGGCCAAGUUUUUAUUGGAAGGAGAGUCGAGGGCUAUGAAGUAAGAGCUGGCUUGCCCCAGGGAAUAUCUGUAAAGAAGAGGAAAUCAGGGAUCACCAUGGUCACACCAAUGAGAGAGUUUUUGUUUCUGUGCGAGAACGAUAGGGAGCAGAGGGAGUGGAUAGAUGCCUUGAAUGGAAUAAUUGCCCAGCCCUUGUCUGGUUGAGACUAACACUGAGUUCCGGUGAACUGCACUUCUUGGGCUCUGUUUGGCACUGGUCUGCAUCCUCUUUUUGUCAGCAGGGAUGGUGCUCAAGCCCAUUCAGUGACUGUGCUACAAAGGGCUUUUUCCUUCAACAGCUACAGGCGCAGGAAGGGUGGCAAAAUAAAUGAGUGAGGGGAAUGCAGAUAUUCAGAAAUUAUCUGUCCCUUCUUUUGAAGUGCAUUUGCUCUUCCUUACGUUCUCUGCUUUUGAGCAGAUGAGGCCUGCUCAGGCUGAUGUAGGGAUAAAGUCAGUGUAGAAAGUUUGUCCAUAGAGGACUGGCACGGAUUUCCUUGAGGAUUCCUGAAGAAUGUACUUGACAAUGCAGCCAUGACAUAUAUUCUGAUAGUAAAUGUGACCAUCUGAUACAUGCUGCAUAGAACAAGUGACCAAGAGACAAAGACAUCAGCACCUGCCAGGACAGUGCAGCAUGUCCUGCUGCAUAGAUGAAAG
This is a messenger RNA of Centrocercus urophasianus (Greater sage-grouse), 1588 nucleotides long. RefSeq names its product ArfGAP with dual PH domains 2 (gene ADAP2). The record is from RefSeq and is a predicted model, not a curated record. Gene Ontology annotation, molecular function: GTPase activator activity; phosphatidylinositol bisphosphate binding. The transcript has 10 exons. Gene Ontology annotation, biological process: positive regulation of GTPase activity. Bases 5 to 1099 code for a protein of 364 amino acids. NCBI's taxonomy places the organism in Eukaryota, Metazoa, Chordata, Aves, Galliformes, Phasianidae. Gene Ontology annotation, cellular component: plasma membrane; intracellular membrane-bounded organelle.